CCUCCGCAGGUGAAGCAGGCGUCGCUGCGCGCUCACAUCGGGGUGGUGCCCCAGGACACGGUGCUCUUCAACGACACCAUCGCCAACAACAUCCGUUACGGACGGAUCCUGGCCACUGACCAGGAGGUGCAGGAGGCAGCCCAGGCUGCUGACAUCCACGACCGCAUCCUUUCCUUCCCCGAUGGAUACAACACCCAGGUGGGGGAGCGUGGGCUGAAGCUGAGUGGCGGGGAGAAGCAGCAGACCGAGAGGAACAUCCAGGCCUCCCUGGCCAAGGUCUGCGCCCACCGCACCACCAUCGUUGUUGCACAUAGGCUCUCCACCGUGGUGGGCGCAGACCAGAUCCUGGUGCUCAAGGAUGGGCGCAUCGCGGAGCGAGGGAG
Pelecanus crispus (Dalmatian pelican) is the source of this 383-nucleotide messenger RNA. The record is from RefSeq and is a predicted model, not a curated record. NCBI's taxonomy places the organism in Eukaryota, Metazoa, Chordata, Aves, Pelecaniformes, Pelecanidae.